AUUUAUUUUUGUCAAUUGUCAUUAUUUAAAGAUUAAAGUUAGGUUAUGUUGUGAAGGAAUACUUUCGUAGUUUUAUUAAUGAAAUAAAAAUGUUAUCUAAAAAUUUACUACUCAAACGUCCAAGUCCGUUUAUUGCACAAAUAGCGGAGUAUCACAGGAAACCGAGAUGGCUGCCUGUAGCAAAAAGCAAAAUAUAUCGUAUACCCAAACGACCAGAAAUAUCCGAGGAAGAGCGAUUGGAACUUCUGCGAAUUAAUAACAAUUACAAAACUCAGAUGCGUGCGAUACGUCGUUUUUAUCACGAGGAAAUGAUAAAAGAGAAAUCAUCUCUUGAGAGCGCCGAUUCUGAAAUGUCUCAAAAGUUGGAAGCUGACGAGUGGGAAAAAUGUGUCAAACUAAAUGAACAGUGGAAUAUGCAAGUAGCUGCUGAGAGAGAAGAAAGGAGAAAGAUUGAGUUAGCAGCGAUGGAGGAGUACGCGCUCAAGAGGAUGGAAGCCAAGGACAUGGAAUUACAGGAGAGAAUCUUGAGAGCGUCUGAGGAAAUUAAACGAGAAAAGGAAUUAAGUUCAACAUUUAUAACACCAGAUAAGCUAGAAGCAGCUAUAGAACAUGCUUUAGCAAACCCAGUGGAUUACAACUUUGCAAUUGAUUUGAAAGGCAAUGUCAUUUUAGGGCGAGACACACAAGUACCAAAGCCUGAAAAAAUUCAAGCUAAAGCUUAAUAUUGUGUAGUGUUAUUUAUUAGUUUAAAUAUAAAUAUAUAAUUUA
Melitaea cinxia (Glanville fritillary) is the source of this 768-nucleotide messenger RNA. It is a transcript of the gene mRpS26, whose product is annotated as probable 28S ribosomal protein S26, mitochondrial. Lineage: Eukaryota; Metazoa; Arthropoda; Insecta; Lepidoptera; Nymphalidae. The record is from RefSeq and is a predicted model, not a curated record. Bases 90 to 722 code for a protein of 210 amino acids. Gene Ontology annotation, cellular component: mitochondrial small ribosomal subunit. The transcript has 2 exons.